Penaeus vannamei (Pacific white shrimp) is the source of this 495-nucleotide messenger RNA. Its product is annotated as ATP-sensitive inward rectifier potassium channel 12. Gene Ontology annotation, molecular function: inward rectifier potassium channel activity. Gene Ontology annotation, cellular component: plasma membrane. Gene Ontology annotation, biological process: potassium ion import across plasma membrane; regulation of monoatomic ion transmembrane transport. Lineage: Eukaryota; Metazoa; Arthropoda; Malacostraca; Decapoda; Penaeidae. The record is from RefSeq and is a predicted model, not a curated record.
AGGUUAGGUGGUGGUAGUCAGAGGUUUUACUUGGAAUGUAGGCCAACAGUUCUUGCUCCGAGAGGGUGGUAGUGUAGUCGGCCGGAGACGUGAGACACAGCAAUAAAUACGUUGUUCAUGUUGAUAUAAUCAUAGUUUCAUAGACAUGGGCGUCGGCUUGAAGCCCCAGCAGCAAGGGCUGCUUCGGCCUGGUGUACGCAAGGACAUCAUCAGGAAGAACGGCGACUGCAACAUCACCUUCUCGAACCUGAAGAAGCGACGGUCUCGUUACCUUCAGGACCUGUACACCACGCUCGUCGACGUGCAGUGGCGCUGGACCCUCCUGGUCUUCUUCCUAGCCUUCAUUAUUAGCUGGCUCAUCUUCGCCUUCAUCUGGUACAUGAUCAUCAAGGUGCACGGCGACCGCGCGGAGCCUUGCAUCUACAAUGUGGAGACUUUCACGGCCAGUUUUCUCUUCUCGAUUGAGACGCAGCACACCAUCGGAUAUGGACACAG